Messenger RNA from Exophiala dermatitidis NIH/UT8656, 798 nucleotides. RefSeq lists its product as uncharacterized. The transcript has 2 exons. The record is from RefSeq and is a predicted model, not a curated record. Bases 1 to 798 code for a protein of 265 amino acids. NCBI's taxonomy places the organism in Eukaryota, Fungi, Ascomycota, Eurotiomycetes, Chaetothyriales, Herpotrichiellaceae.
AUGACCAUGAACAAGCAAAACCACGUGUUCCUCUUCGUGUCUUUCAUGCUUUUACUGCUGGCGAGAACAUCACUACAACAGCAGAACUCCUCGACCCAGGACACCACCCCCUUGGCUUUCACGCUCGACGAAAACGCACCCAAUGGCCCUAAAGACGGGCUGUAUCUCGGAAUCAGCUUGGCGUCACUACUGGGCGUGCUUUUGUUUGGGCUGAUCAUACGGAGGUUGUAUGAAAAGUGGCUGAAGCGGCGACAGAGACAGAAAGCGAUGGCAGCUGUAGCGGAUGGGCUUGCCAUGAGCACGAUUCGAACCCUUGGGGAAGUACGGUCACCGUCGUUGAUGUCGCCAAGUGUUCUCACGAUGCCGUCCACUCGUGAGAGCGAAGAGCUUCAGGCCGAGAUAUAUCGAGAAAUGGCCGACAGGCUUGUGCGAGGCCUCGAUCCGAUUCCGAUUCCUUCUGCCAGUGCCAGAGCCAGAGCCACCACUUCGCCGAAGCCUACUACGGCGAGGUUACCAGCACAUGGCAAACUCAGUCCACCUCCGCCCCGGAGGUUACGUCCGUCGCAGUCUCAGAGGAGCAAUGCUAGCGCAAAUACAACGAUUCGGAGAGUACAAUCUCAUGGUCAGCAUUUACAUUCUCAUCAUAGUCAGCAGCUUCAGCAGUCGGAUGGAAUUGGACUCAGAGCUCCCGGGAGUCCUGGGAGUGUUCGUGUCCGUCCAACACAUUCUCAUUCCGCCCGCCAGUAUCCGAGUUUGUAUGGUGCGUUGGCUGGCCCUCCUAGUGUAGGAGGACGUUGA